UUCAGGCGCGCCUCCUGUUAGCUGUUCUUGGGUCCUUGCGUCGAACUGACAGCUCUGUUUCCAUUAUGGCGGCGUCCAGCAGAGAGCAUGUACUUUCACUCUACAGAAUGCUUCUGAAAGAGAGCAAGAAAUUCCCCUCGUAUAACUACAGGACGUACGCUCUACGGAGGGUACGAGAUGCGUUCAGGGAGAACCGGACAGUGGGAGAUCCGAAAGCUGUGGAGGAGCUUCUGAACAAGGCCCGGGACAGUCUGGCCAUCGUUCAAAGACAGGUGUCUAUAGGGCAGAUGUUUGAGAUCCAGAAGACGGUCAUGGAACCGGAGGAAAAGAAGAGCGAUUGAUGUGAUGUGGGAGUGAUGGUUCUCAGACGACAGAACUGAUGUCUAUUCUUCAAACAUCUGCUGGUCAUGAUGGUGAUGAUGGUGAUGAUCUUCAUCAGAAUGGAUCUCACACACACUCUUCCUGUUUACACAGUCAUGUCAGAUGCCGUGUGCCAUGAACACC
This is a messenger RNA of Rhinichthys klamathensis goyatoka, 504 nucleotides long. RefSeq names its product LYR motif-containing protein 4A (gene lyrm4b). NCBI's taxonomy places the organism in Eukaryota, Metazoa, Chordata, Actinopteri, Cypriniformes, Leuciscidae. The transcript has 3 exons. The record is from RefSeq and is a predicted model, not a curated record. Gene Ontology annotation, biological process: iron-sulfur cluster assembly. Gene Ontology annotation, cellular component: mitochondrion; L-cysteine desulfurase complex. The coding region runs from base 66 to 341 and encodes 91 amino acids.